Messenger RNA from Dicrocoelium dendriticum, 1218 nucleotides. The record is from the annotation of a GenBank genome assembly. Lineage: Eukaryota; Metazoa; Platyhelminthes; Trematoda; Plagiorchiida; Dicrocoeliidae.
GCCCUGGAAUGCCAUUCCGGCGCAUGUAGUGAAUGUCGUUACCUUAUCCCUAUUCAAAAAACGCCGUAACGAUACUUUGAUACAUUUACAUGAUGUGAUGUAGCCCAUCAAGCAUCAAAUGAUGGUAAUAGUGCAAAGCGAACACUGGACGGCGUCAUAAUCACCUCAAGCUCCAUUCAAGAAUAUACCGAUGCUGCUGCAAAGAUCUCGUGUUUGCGUACUCCUGGUUUAAUGUUCUCUGAUCCCCGAUUUGUCGAACUGAUCUCUCUACCGCUUAGCGCAUCCAUCCUACAGGCACUUGUCCGUUCAGGUUACAGCACCGUUGGAGAAGUGGCUGGACUGACUGUUGAACGUUUGACAACUAUUUGUGGCACUGACGUGGAUAAGUCAGCCGAUGCACUUCGUUUGAUCCGGCGUUAUUGUGAAAUGGCUCAUGACGACGAAUCAACGCUUUCCAGCUUCCUUGCAAACACACACACAGCGUAUGAGUUAUUGGGUGAUGAAAACUUUUUGCGCACCGGGAGACCUACGGAGAGUGCAGUUGUCAGUAUGUGUCGCAGUUUUGACGAUAUGAUGGGGGGAGGUUUCCCCAUCGGAAAAUUGACGGAGCUCUGCGGACCACCAGGCGUCGGAAAGACUCAAUUUUGCAUUCAAGCUUGCUUAACUGUGCAACUGCCUCGCUGGUUCGGUGGUUUAGAAGGUGAGGCUGUCUUCAUCGAUACCGAAGGUAGCUUUGUACCCCGCCGUGCCCGUCAGAUGGCCGAGGCACUGGUCGACCACUGCAGACGACAUCUCACACUCCAGACUAAUCAACCAGUUACGGAUGCAGAUCGUGACCUUCAUUGCCCAACCAUCGAUAAGCUCAUGUCCAGCAUUCACUACAUCCGCACAAACGACCACCUACAGCUGCUGGCCGCAUGUCAACGACUGUUGCAGUUUUGUGAGAAACACCCCAAAGUCAUCUUAACCAACCAAAUCACAACCCGUUUCGGUCCCAAAACCGGUGAGACUUCUGACACCUGUGCCCCAACAGAUACUCAAGGCGUUUUGGUCCCCGCGUUGGGGGAGAGCUGGGGCCACAUUUGCUCCGUACGGGUCUUCCUCACGCGCCAGUCGGACACACGCCGACAUGCCAAGUUGCUCAAACACCCAGGAAAACCUCCCGGCACAGCCUUUUACCAAAUAACGCCAGGCGGCAUUCGGGAUUGUGCGUCAUAA